Molecule: messenger RNA, 2455 nt
Organism: Lynx canadensis (Canada lynx)
Lineage: Eukaryota; Metazoa; Chordata; Mammalia; Carnivora; Felidae
Gene: ANKRD34B
Product: ankyrin repeat domain 34B
Exons: 5
Coding region: 596-2140 (514 amino acids)
Molecular function (GO): protein binding
Source: RefSeq, a predicted model, not a curated record
GCUUUCGAAGCCAAGCCAGCCCAGACGGCACCCUGGAGCCUCCCGCGCUGAGGGUCCGCGCCGAGCCGAGGGUGGGAGGCGCCGACGCCGACUUGACAGCGCGUCCCAGCACCAAGGGCUUGCUCGCUCUCGCUCUCAGGAAAAACUGAGGGAACAAGCUUGGUUCCCGGAGCCAGCGGGGACUGUGGAGACACAGCUAGAAUCCUCAACAGCUUGGAAAUCCUAUCACCUUGGUUCCCUGAAACUUGCAGGAGGAGCUGACAGCUGGCUGACAAAAAAUUCAUCCAGGGAGAGAAAAGACAUAAGUGAAGUCUGAAAUUUUGAAUAACGUUUUCAGACAGUUCUCCAGUACUCAGGAGAGUACUGGAGAGGGAGUAUGCCUACAUCCACAAGACAGAUUCACUAGCUGCCACUAGCUAGUGGUGCCACUGCCCAGCUUCUUCAGAGAGCCCUGGAGCCCACAGCACCCUCCCUUCCCACAGGACCACAGUGGGACAGUGGCCUCAAGCAGCCCAGCUGGAAGUACAUGGCCAGCUCCCCUUCUUUUCUCAGAACCUUCUGAUACCAACCUUGGUUUUGAUUCUGACUUUUGAAGAUGGAUGAAGGUAUAGAAAUUUCAAGUGAUGGAAAUUCCCUGAUCAAAGCAGUCCAUCAGAGCCGGCUUCGCCUCACAAGACUCUUGCUAGAAGGUGGUGCAUACAUUAAUGAGAGCAAUGACCGUGGGGAAACACCUUUAAUGAUCGCUUGUAAGACCAAACAUGUUGAUCACCAGAGUGUCAGUAAAGCCAAAAUGGUUAAAUACCUGUUAGAAAACAAUGCUGACCCCAACAUACAGGACAAAUCUGGGAAAACUGCUUUGAUGCAUGCUUGCUUAGAAAAAGCUGGUCCUGAAGUUGUUUCCCUGCUCCUAAACAGUGGGGCUGAUCUCAGCUUGCAAGAUCAUUCUAGUUACUCAGCCCUUGUUUAUGCUAUAAAUUCAGAGGAUAGAGAGACCCUGAAAGUUCUACUUAGUGCUUGCAAGGCAAAAGGGAAAGAGGUCAUUAUUAUAACGACAGCAAAAUCACCCUCCGGUAGGCACACUACCAAACAGUACUUAAAUAUGCCUCCUGUAGAUAUGGAUGGGUGUCAUUCCCCAGCCUCCUGUGCCACUCCUUCAGAAAUAGACAUAAAAACAGCUUCGUUGCCACUUACACAUUCUUCUGAAACUGAAAUGACACUUUUUGGCUUUAAAGGUCUGGAGCCCUCAGGAAAUAGUGAUGACACACAGGACCCAGGCUCCCCCGUGAGGAAGCCUUCUAUGGCCUCUAAUGGGCCCAAGCUACCCCAGGCUCCAACCUGGAUCAAGAGUCCUCCCUUAUUCAUGCACCAAAACAGAGUGGCCUCCUUGCAAGAGGAGCUCCAGGAUAUUACUCCAGAGGAAGAAUUGUCCUACAAAACCAAUGGGCUGGCACUUUCCAAGCGAUUCAUCACUAGGCACCAAAGUAUUGAUGUAAAAGACACUGCACAUUUGCUGAGAGCCUUAGAUCAGGCCAGCUCAAGAAAGAUGUCAUAUGAUGAAAUAAAUUAUCAAUCAUUUUUUUCAGAAGGAAAUCAGCAAUGCAUUGAAAUCCCUGCUGAGCCAGAUCCAGACUCUAACCAGACGAUAUUUGCUUCCACCUUAAGAAGUAUAGUCCAAAAAAGAAACUCAGGGGCAAAUCACUACAGCUCUGAUUCCCAGCUCUCGGCUGGUCUUACCCCUGCAACUUUAGAAGAUGGCAAAGCACUUAUAGGAAAGAAAAAGAUCCUCUCACCGUCUCCUUCCCUGUUGUCAGGGCCCAAAGAAUUGUUGGAGAAUAUCUCACCAGGUCCCUUGAGCAGGAGAAAUCAUGCAAUUUUAGAAAGGCGUGGUUCAGGAGCUUUCCCUUUAGAUCACGGUAUCACGCAAGCCAGACCAGGAUUUCUGCCACCCUUAAAUGUGAAUCCGCAUCCCCCCAUCUCUGAUAUCAAUGUCAAUAAUAAGAUUUCCAGCCUCCUUUCUUGUGGUCACAAAGUGCUAAUGCCAACAGUUCCUAUGUUCCCCAAAGAAUUCAAAAGUAAAAAAAUGUUGUUAAGGAGACAAUCAUUGCAAACAGAACAAAUUAAGCAAUUAGUAAAUUUUUAAGAGAUGACUAGAAAGCACAUUUUGUCCAAAUGUCUACAUCAGAGAAAUAUAGAACCAGAAAAUAAAUCUCAAAUGUUCAUCUUUUAAAAUCUUAUAAUUGGUUAGUCAAUAAUUGUUAGAGGUAUCAAAAUAUACUGUGUAUCAUAUUAGGUACCGUGGACACACAAAUAAUACAUAGUUUCUGCUAAGGAAAUUCUCUCAAACAAAAUUAAAGCGAUACUUCUCAAAACCUCUAAUAUUUAACAAUCUUCAUAUGGUCCAAGUUUUUAAUUUAAGCAAAAAUCAGCAAAAAAAAAAAAAAAAAAAAAAAGUCAC